Messenger RNA from Corticium candelabrum, 3395 nucleotides. RefSeq names its product solute carrier family 12 member 6-like. The record is from RefSeq and is a predicted model, not a curated record. Lineage: Eukaryota; Metazoa; Porifera; Homoscleromorpha; Homosclerophorida; Plakinidae. Gene Ontology annotation, molecular function: potassium:chloride symporter activity. Gene Ontology annotation, cellular component: plasma membrane. Bases 50 to 3205 code for a protein of 1051 amino acids. Gene Ontology annotation, biological process: cell volume homeostasis; potassium ion import across plasma membrane; chloride transmembrane transport. The transcript is spliced from 27 exons.
ACUGCUCAGCGGUAUGUUCUGAUUUCUGGCUGGACUUCUACUGUCUACCAUGUCAGUCAGAUUUGAAGUAUCAGCGGCCGACCUAGAGGAAGAAUCUCUAACAGACGCUCCUGACGUAGGCGUGUCUUCUCGCAGUUCAGGCUAUGGGGCCGUCAGUAAACCUCAAGUUAGCAUUGAAAUGAAGAAUCAGAAAUCAUCAAAAGGCAAUCCUUUUCGCAAUCUGAGAGACAUAGAACUUCAAAGCGACCAUUUCGGCUCUGUCGAAGGAAAUUUGGCUUUGUUUGAGGAUGAAAUACAUCGCAGACCGAAGAUUAGUGCUUUGUUGUCUACUUUGGCCAAAUAUGAUCCUGCACCUGCUAGCAAUACUGAAGAUGGUAAACCCAAGAAGAACAAGACUACCAGAAUGGGAACACUGAUGGGAGUAUAUCUUCCAACUAUUCAGAAUAUCUUUGGAAUCCUUCUGUUUCUGCGUGUUACAUGGAUUGUCGGCAGAGCUGGAGUUGUUGGUUCAUUCUUCAUAGUGUUCAUUUGCUGCUGCUGUACGAUGUUGACUGCACUAUCAAUGAGUGCAAUUGCUACAAAUGGUGUUGUUCCUGCUGGUGGUUCAUAUUUUAUGAUAUCACGUGCAUUAGGUCCUGAAUUUGGUGGUGCAGUUGGACUGCUGUUUUACUUGGGUACAACAUUUGCUUCUGCAAUGUACGUACUAGGAGCCAUAGAGCUAUUAUUGACUUACAUGAUUCCUAGUAUGGCUAUUUUUGAUCCUGACACUGACAUGUUCAACAACAUGCGUAUAUACGGUACAAUCAUUUUGUUGGUUCUUGCCCUCAUUGUGUUUAUUGGAGUGAAAUAUGUUAACUACUUCGCAUCUGUGUGUCUCGUCAGUGUGAUUAUUUCCAUUACUGCAAUCUAUGCAGGCAUUUUAGCUGCUGGCCAUGGAUACCCCAGGAGACAGGAGUAUUGCACACUUCAAGGUGUUGCUGUGGCUAGCCAUUUUAAUUGCAACUGUAGUCUUCCUGCUCCUGAGUGGCUGAACUGUGUGGGAAAGAACACAACAGCAUAUCAUCAUUGGCUUAAAGAGAAUACAGUUCCACAGCUAAAAUCAAGCAAUCCCUUUCCAGGACUUGGCAAUACAGACUUUGCAUCAAAUGCCAAGUCUCAUUAUCUUAGUGAAGGAGAGGCAGAUGAUAACAACAAAGCUUGGGACCCACAGAUUGGGGCUGAUGCUACUACGUCAUUUACCAUUUUGUUGGCAAUAUUCUUUCCAUCUGUUACUGGUAUAAUGGCAGGUUCUAAUCGUUCUGGAGAUCUAAAGGAUGCACAACGGUCAAUACCACGUGGAACGAUUGCUGCUAUUGCCACAACAUCAAUUGUUUACCUGACUUGUGUUAUGUUUUUUGGUGGAACAAUUGAUGGACCUCUGCUUCGAGACAAGUUUGGUGAAAGUAUAGACGACAGUCUGGUUGUAGCUGAACUGUCAUGGCCAUCACCAUGGGUCAUUUACAUUGGAGCUUUUCUUUCAACUAUUGGAGCUGGUCUGCAGAGUCUUACUGGAGCUCCUCGCCUUCUCCAGGCAAUUGCUCGCGACAAUUUAAUUCCUAUUUUGGGAGUAUUUGCCAAGGGUAAUAGCAAAGGAGAGCCCACUGUAGCUCUCAUAUUGACGGCUUUCGUCGCAGAAGUUGGAAUAAUAAUAGCAAAUUUGGAUCAAGUAGCACCUAUUAUCACAAUGUUUUUCUUGAUGUGUUAUGGAUUUGUCAACUUGGCUUGUACUGUACAGUCUCUCUUGAAAACUCCAAACUGGAGACCAAGGUUCAAGUACUAUCAUUGGACCACAUCAUUUAUUGGUGUUAUUCUCUGUAUCAUAUUGAUGUUCAUCUCAAGUUGGUAUUAUGCUCUAGCUGCAAUGGCUAUUGCUGUUGUUGUUUACAAAUACAUCGAAUAUCGAGGAGCUGAGAAAGAAUGGGGUGAUGGUAUUCGUGGUCUUGCACUGCAGGCUGCUCGAUACAGUCUAUUGAGGCUUGAACAAGGGCCUCCUCACACAAAGAAUUGGAGGCCACAAGUGCUGGUGUUGCUGAAACUGGAUGAAGAUUUCAAACCCAGUGAUAGCAGACUUCUUAGUUUUUCAAAUCAGCUCAAAGCAGGGAAAGGUCUGACUCUUGUCUCAUCGGUUCUCCAAGCUGAGUUUAGAAACUCGUUUGGAGAAGUGUCUGCUGCUAAACAAUGUCUGAAACGGGCCAUGAUUGAGGAGAAAAUUAAAGGUUUUACUCAAGUGAUAGCGUCUACAGAUGUAGCUCUUGGACUGUCUUAUCUAAUUCAAGGCUCUGGUCUUGGAGGUCUCACUCACAACGCUGUGGUGUUUGGCUGGCCUGACUCUUGGAGAAAGAAAGACAGCUGGAAGCUUUUCGUUGCCACUAUUCAAGAGGCGGCUGCUGGUCAUCAUGCUGUAUUGGUUGCUAAAGGAAUAUCAACGUUUCCAGACAAUAAGCAACGCCUUCAAGGGACUAUUGAUGUGUGGUGGAUUGUUCAUGAUGGUGGGAUGUUAUUGUUAUUGCCAUUUCUUUUGAGACAAAGCAAAGUGUGGAAGAACUGCAAGCUGAGAAUAUUUACCGUAGCACAGAUGGAAGACAACACUAUCAAGAUGAAGCGCGAUCUCACCACUUUCCUUUACCAACUACGUAUUGAUGCAGAAGUAGAUGUCAUUGAAAUGUUGGACAGUGAUAUUUCAGCAUACACGUAUGAACGAACACUGUUAAUGGAAGAGAGGUCAAAGAUGUUGAAAGAAAUGGGACUGACAAGAAAACAACGGCAAGGAGUUGUGGACAACGUGGUUGAAUUGGCUCAUCAGACUGGAUCGUCUCAUGCUCCUCCUGAUGUCAAUGAAGCUGGUGUUGCAAAUAGUGUCAGCAGGAGGUGGUCGAAAUCAAUCAGUCAAGAAACGCACAACCUCCUGGUACCUGAUGCUUCACCAAGUCUUAUCAAGCCGAGUGAAGGCAACGUUCGGCGUAUGAACACAUCAGUCAAGCUGAAUGAAUUGAUAGCUCAAAAAUCGCACAGUGCCAAACUAGUCAUCCUCAACCUUCCCGGGCCUCCAAAAGAUGUCAGAGAUGCAGAAAACUACAUGGAAUUUCUGGAAGUGUUGACUGAAGGUAUUGACUCUGUGCUGAUGGUUCGAGGAGGAGGAAGGGAAGUUGUAACCAUUUAUUCAUAGAUUGUAGGUGUAGCAAGUCAUAACGUGUACUAUAGAUGUUAGUAGCAUGUUCGGAAUGCAGCAAGGCACAGUUACGUAUGGAAACCACGAGAAUAAACAGUAAACGGUCUGCAACGUGGUAUUGCCCAUAGAUGAUACCUAUAGGCUCCUGUAGUGAUGAUGUGACAUCAGUUAAUCGUUUAUCAUAAAG